GUAGUUGCUAUCUACCCCUUUCCCCCGCCUUCUAUAUGCGUGCUCGUUUACCUCUGGGAUGGGGUUCCCAUGAAACAACCAGAGGUGUCUGCUACUGAGACUGCCCUCACAGGCCAUACGCGACGCCAUCUUGUACCACUCCAGUUCAUCGGCCCUCUGUCUAGCAGCCUGGCGUCGCAGACUUCACUUUCCGGCACUCAGUUCAGUGCCGAGCUGGUCGCCGUCACGGCUCAUUUCCCUUGGUCAGCGCUCACUGAUUCACCCUGCCCUGGUUGCUUUCGUCCGAAUGAGACUGCGUAUAGCCGCCUUGGCAGCGCCUCCGACGUUGGCAUGGCACCUGGUGGCCGGCGCCCUCUGGACUGGAGCAUACCGGUUUUCCUAUUUGAUGAGCAUGCCAGCUGGGCCCUCGACCAUGUUGCACCCGGGGACAUUCUCCGUCUGAUCAACGUACGCUGUUGCCAACGCAGUCGCUCUCAAUCAUACUGCUCACAUGCAUCACUCAGCCAACCAUUCGGCUGUCCCUUACCACUUCGUGUGCAGUUGGUGCUGCAUGGCAACGGUCAAGCUUACGGAAGACGUGGAGUCAUUGUCUGUACUGGUGCUCAAUUAAAUAGUCAUCUUGCAGCGGGGUGUUCUUCUAACCCACUAAAUUUCAAGACCUUAGUUUCACACAGAAGCAACAAUGUUACAUCGGAUACAUUAAAGAGAGAUUCUACUAAAAAGAUAUCUGCAGAGUCUAUGCCCAUUGCUGGGACAUGUUCAACCACUGUUGUCAAGAGUGGAGCAGCUGGUUCCGCACCUACCACUAGAAUUUCUUCCAGCCGGCUAGGUGUAGCUCCAGCUAUUCAAUCAUCUGUGCAUGCAAGACACGCAUCUCUAGGCGUCUGUGAGGGUUGCAUUCUUUUGCGAUCUGUCAACGCCUACGGUUUGCUCGACCGUCUUUUGGAGGGCACAAGAGAGAGACGUCGUAUCGCCAGGCCACUUAGCAUCCGUUCUGGCGAUGUUUUCAGACAACCAAUUAUGCCCGUAAGUCGUUAA
This is a messenger RNA of Protopolystoma xenopodis, 1038 nucleotides long. The record is from the annotation of a GenBank genome assembly. Lineage: Eukaryota; Metazoa; Platyhelminthes; Monogenea; Polystomatidea; Polystomatidae.